Molecule: messenger RNA, 1621 nt
Organism: Physcomitrium patens
Lineage: Eukaryota; Viridiplantae; Streptophyta; Bryopsida; Funariales; Funariaceae
Source: RefSeq, a predicted model, not a curated record
UCACUAGCCUCCUGAGCACUAGCGUCCGGACUGCGUCGUCGUCGUCGCCGUUUUGCUAGUGCUCGUCCCGACUGAUGCCGAGGCUGCAUCGCCGAUGUCUCGCGAAGGAAGCACUGGGUUCCUAUUUCUGUAAUCAUCCAUUUCCUCACGAGGAAAGUCUGGGGGGUGAUUGGGUUGGUUUGGUGUGGGACGAUUGAUUGAUUGUUGGACUCUCUGUUGGAAGAACCAUGGCGGAAGUAGGGAAGAAUAGUGGUGGUGCUCCCAAGAGCACUGACACACUGGAGGUGGCCGCAUUGAAGGUUUUGCUGGAAGGAGAUCCGUGGUUGAAAGCAGAGUAUGGAGACCUCGCGGCCUCGUUGUGGCUGGAGGGUGCCAUCCGGGAAGCCUAUGACGAGGCUGGGCCGCUGCUGGCGGUACCCUCGCGCCCCGCUCGAUCGGACAUGGUGCGUUUAGUGGCUCCACGCGACAUGCCCAAGCUUGGAAAGGCCGGGAGCUUGCAGAGCCGUCAGGCUUUGGUGCACAGUCUUGUUCACACCGAGAGUUGGGCCGUCGAUUUGAGCUGGGAUAUCAUCGCAAGGUUUGGGAAAGCGGAAGCGAUGCCUAGAGCUUUUUUUGACGAUUUUGUGAGAGUCGCGCAAGACGAGGGUCGCCAUUUCCUGUUACUGGCAGCGAGAUUGAAGGAGCUGAAUUCCAGGUACGGCGCAUUACCUGCCCAUGACGGUCUAUGGGACUCGGCAGAGACCACAGCCCACGAUCUCAAAGCAAGGCUGGCCGUGGAGCACUGUGUUCACGAAGCACGAGGCCUAGACGUUUUGCCAACCACGAUUAGCCGGUUCAGAAGAGGAGGUGACGAGGAGACUGCAAAACUCUUGGAAACAGUCAUCUAUCCCGAGGAGAUCACGCAUUGUGCAGCUGGAGUGAAGUGGUUCUCUUUCCUUUGUCUCAGAGACUCUCCAGAGCACCUCCUCACUCAUCCUAAGGAAAACUCGCAAGCUUCAAGGAUGCUUGUGCCAAAAGCAGACAUCAAAGCCGAAGACGACGACGACGACAAGUUGUUAGAAAGUAAGCUCGUUCGUCUAGAUCUAGAUGGUGCGGGGGGUGGGUUGAGCUCUGCCGAUUCGUCCACCACAAACUGCCAGAUGCAAAGUGGGGAUGGAAGCAGUUGCAGGGAAAGCCUCAUGAACGGGGAAGCAGGGCACCAAAAGGUGGACUCCGGUGUGGCUAUGGAUGGGAGACAGACACCAGAAUCUGUGGUGUCUGCAUUUCAUUCUUUAGUGCGGAAUCACUUCCGAGGUCCGUUGAAACCCCCGUUCAACGACGCCGCUAGAGCAGCUGCAGGCUUUGGUCCGGAGUGGUACCUUCCACUAGCCACCAAAGUUUAGUGAAUGUCGGAGGUGUUUACAAUUGUAUUCCUGCCGUGCUUGCGCAUCCACCACAAUCUCGGUCUGAUCACGUUAAUCUACCUCACUUUACCUGUUAAAGUGACACAAACACUCACUCACAUGUUGAUACUAUACUGAUUGAGUUGAUCAACAUCUGGCCUGCUUUGCUUUGUCUUUACUUUGCACAUCUAACAUGAAUGAAUCAUCUUGCGGUUGCAAGGUUGUGGGGCUUAGCACAA